UUUUUUUCAACCCAAAUUAUUCCAUUCAAUAACCAAAUCAUUUACCACCAAAUUUCCAGUAGAAAAAGUAGGGAGUACUAAGAAGACUAAAAUUUACUAGAAAAAAUCAGCAGCCCACAUGACAUUGCUUAGCUGUGAGAUACAAGGGGGAAUGUCUCUGUCUUCCUAUUUUACUUCAAUUUUUAUUGUUUUUCCUAUUACUUCUCCAAAGGCAAACACUUAUAGAACCGGCCAGCCCCCACUUUAUACUUUUCUUUAUUCUUUUGGAGUUGAAAAAAUAGUGCAGAAAAUAAUAUCAUGAGUAUGUUUUCAUGCUUUUAGGCUGGAAAAGAUUGAUUCUUGGUGCCACUAAUACCAUAUCUCAAUAUUCAUCCAUUUUGAUAUCUGACUAGCAAGUAAAAAGAUUGAUUCUUGGUGAACAAGUAUACACAAAAGUUACCAAAGAUUGAUUCUUGGUGAAGAAGUUGUUUUCAUUUGAGUUGAGGUUUUGUAGAAAAAUGGGUUCAUCUGAUAAAUUGUUUAACAGGCAGAGAAGUCUUCAUCAGAUCCUUGGAGAAGGUUUUGUUGCUGAUGUUGUUCUAUGGAGGCGAAAAGAUGUGACAGUGGGAAUUCUUGUAGUAACAUUGUUUGCUUGGGUGGUGUUUGAGAGAUCUGGUUAUACACUUCUAUCAUUAGUCUCAAGUGUUUUCUUUCUGCUGUUCACAAUUUUGUUUCUAUGGUCUAAAUCAGCUGCAAUUCUUAACAGACCAGCUCCACCUCUGCCGCAUUUGUAUCUCUCUGAAGAAAUGGUAAAUGAAGCAGCUUGUUUCAUCCGCAAUCACAUCAACAUGUUACUGACAGUUUCUGAGGAUAUUGCCCUUGGUAAGGACACAAAUAUGUUUGUUAAGGUCUCCGCGGGGCUGAUUCUGGUAUCUGUCCUUGGAGGCUUGACCGAUUUCCUCACAUUGGGCUACAUUAGCCUUGUGAUUGCUCUUACAGUUCCUGCACUCUAUGAGAAGUAUGAAGACCAAGUUGAUGCAUAUCUGUUAAUGGCAUACAGGAAAUUGUGGCAGUUGUAUCAUAAAUUUGAUGCCGUGUGUGUUAACAAGGUUCCAAGAUUAAGUUUGGAAAAGAAGAAAUUAAGCUAAACCAUUCUCUUUUUUGUGUCAAGUUUUUUCACCUUUUUUUUUUCCAAAAAAAAGGGAUUGGGGGUAAGGUUGUUUUGGGGUUUGUGGUUUCAAUAACCUUUGUCAUAUAUCUUGUUUUCUUUCCCUUUUUGCUCUUUCUCGACGGAAGUGAAUGGCUAGCAAGUGUUCUUGUGAAGAUGCCCAUGCUUCACAAGAUAUGAGAGAUUGUAAUUUGCACAUAUAUUGUGUACAUCAAUGUAUUGAAUUGGAACCGCGACAAAAGAAGUUCUUCUUGUGAAGAUGCCCGUGCUUCUUGUUUCCUCUUAAAUGGAUACGAAGACUAAUUUGGGAUUGAA
Solanum dulcamara is the source of this 1462-nucleotide messenger RNA. RefSeq names its product reticulon-like protein B12. The coding region runs from base 498 to 1127 and encodes 209 amino acids. The transcript is spliced from 4 exons. NCBI's taxonomy places the organism in Eukaryota, Viridiplantae, Streptophyta, Magnoliopsida, Solanales, Solanaceae. The record is from RefSeq and is a predicted model, not a curated record.